AUGGCUGCCCUGUUGCCCUUUUUUAUCACUUUCGCUUCUCCGCCACAGCUUCAUUGCCUGUGGUUUAAUCUUUACGUCUCCCGCUUUUCGAGUCUCUUCCCUUCGACACAAUGGCCGGUCCCGUGCCGCAACUGCACCAAGCACAAGAUCCGCUGCCCUUACAAUGACAUCCAGGUUACUCCCGAGCCUGAGCGCGCUGCCACUCCCGACAACAAGCCCGACCUGAUGUGGACUCCUCAGAUCGAGGCCGACAUUGCUGAGUGGCAACGAACUGGUGUUUUCCCGUUCCCUUCCCUCGGUCUCUACCCGGCUCCCAUUGCUCAACUCUACUCGGUCGAGGAUCUCCGCCUCAUCUACCACCUCGCUGCUCUCUACCAGCAGCUGGCUGCCAUGGAUGCCAACAACUUCACCCUCUGGACUCGCCACAUCCCGACUCUUCUCCAAAUUGGUGCCAACACCCCCUACGUUAUGCACGCUCUCCUGGCCUUUUCUGCCAUGCACAUUGGGUUCCUCACCUCUUGCCAGCGCGUUACCAACAUGGCGUUUGACCACCGUGGCACUGCCCUGAGCGGCCUGCACGCCGCCAUUGGCUCCUUUUCUCGCGAGACCUCGGAUGCCAUCCUCGCCGCCUCGCUUGUUCUCUCCUGGCAAGCCAACGAUUGGCGCAGCUGGACCCAGCUCAUGCAGGGCACCUCCGCCGUCAUUGAUGCCAUGGAAACCUGGAAGCACGAGUCCCUCUUCACCGACUUCAUCGCCGAGAGCAGCACUUUCCCCACUGCUCCUCCCUCGCCCGAUCCUGAGCACCGCCCCAGCCAGCCGCGCAAGGACGACCUCGACGCUUUCCAGCGCACUCUGGACCAAGUCCAAAAGGUUGAAGCCCAUCUCCGCCACCACAGAGAGGAUACCACUCAGGUCCAGCAUCUCAUUGGUUUCCUCAAGGGUGCCCGCAAGAUGAGCCCUACCCUUUCCAUUGCCCAGCAGUACGAGCGUCUUCAGCCUCUCCGUACCUGGCUUUUCUGGAUGCCAGUGAGCUACCUGCAGAACUACAGUGCCUCGCCCAACUCUCUUGUGGUGAUUGCCCACCUCUACACUGUAGCUCUUCUCAUGGAGCGUCUCUUCCCUGAAAUUGGUGCUGCCUAUUUUGGUUCCCUCUCUAUCCUGCCCGUUGAAGAGAUUGCCCGCCGCCUCAUGUCCAUUAGCGUGGCCAGCGCCCCAAGGAGCGCCCACACUCCUCUGACUCUGAUGGAAUUCCCCAUCGAUACCGUCAGCGAGUUUCGCUCCCGCAUGGGCUGGGUCAGCCCCGAGAGGACCCGCUCGUUCCCUCAGUUCAACCCCCCCAACUUUCCCACCCAGGAAGUUGGCAUGGCUGCUGCAACCGAGUCGUACGUCUACAACAGCCCUGCCUUCAGCUACAGUGCCGAGGAGAUGCCCAUGCUCAACAAUGCCGUUUCCAUGGCUGCCGAGGGUAGCCCCAUGAUGAUGUCCUCCCCCUUUGUGAGCCAGCACUACCUCGGUGUUCCCUCGCCUUCCUUUGCGGCCUACUCUCCCGCCUCCUCCACUUUCGAGGGUUCCGUUGCCUACAGCGAUCCUGAGGAAUACGCAUCCUUUGACCUGCACAAUUUCCAGACUGGUCACUCGCCUAUGCUCGGCGAUUCGCAUCUCAGCUAUGGAGUAGGGAAUCCGAGCCCCUCUUUGGCCAGCAACGCAACCUACCCAGCAACCUAUCCACCACCUCGCCAGGACGCCGCCUCCAUGUACGCGCCGGCCUUUACCGGCGACAUGGCCAUGUUCAACCCGGAUGCCUUUACGAUGCUUCCCCGUCCAGAGUCUCCGAUGCCUUCGAGCAGCUCACCCGCACACUUUCGCCACCGCCAGAACACCUCCGUCUCCUCAGGACCCCACCCGCCUUCACCUCUCACUCAAGCACCGCUGGUGCCUGAGCACGACCCUAAGGGCAAAGGACGAGCUCGGUGA
Molecule: messenger RNA, 1974 nt
Organism: Akanthomyces muscarius
Lineage: Eukaryota; Fungi; Ascomycota; Sordariomycetes; Hypocreales; Cordycipitaceae
Exons: 5
Coding region: 1-1974 (657 amino acids)
Biological process (GO): regulation of transcription by RNA polymerase II
Molecular function (GO): DNA-binding transcription factor activity, RNA polymerase II-specific
Source: RefSeq, a predicted model, not a curated record